GGCGGUCUAUGAAUGUGUAUUGACUACCGCGCCUUGAACCGGGUUACCAUCGAGUCUCACUAUCCUAUUCUGCGUGCCGACAAACUCAUCGACCAACUUCGUGGAGCCAAGUUCUUCUCGAAAAUUGACCUGCGAGGCGGUUACCACCAAAUCCGCGUCAACGAAGCUGACUACUACAAAAUAACGUUUCGGACCCGGUACGAGGGUUACGAGUACAUGGUUAUGCCUUUCGGCUUAACAAACGCGCCUUCGACGUUCCAGUUAACCAUGAACGAGGUUUUUCGGCCGCUGCUGGAUAAAUGCGUCAUCGUGUACCUCGACGACAUACUGGUCUACAGAACUACCCGGGAGCAGCAUUUGAAGGAUUUGACCGCAGUUUUCUCUCUCUUGCAGCAGCACCGACUCAUCACCAAGGGCUCUAAGUGCGAGUUUCUCAAACAUGAACUGGAGUUUUUGGGCCAAGUCAUUUCCAUCGACGAUGUUAAAAUCGACCCCAAGAAGAUUGCGACAAUUCAAGACUGGAAGCCGCCAGAUAAUCUCCGCGAACUUCAGAGUUUUCUGGGGUUUGUUAAUUUUGUCUGCCGUUUCAUUCCGAACAUGGCGGGGGUCACUUCCUCUCUUACGGAUCUCCUGAAGAAGGGCAAGUUUUAUGAGUGGGGGGGAGAGCAGCAGGCUGCGUUCGAACAGCUCAAACUUUUCCUGACUACACCUCCGGCUCUUCGAUUUGCAGAUCCUCACCGUUCGUUCGAGCUCAUCACCGACGCUAACGAUCUGGCCAUUGGCGCAGUACUGUUACAAGACUUCGGCGAAAGCCUCCACCCAUCGCCUACGAAUUCGAUGGCUCGACUACCUCGACCGCUAGAGCCACCCAGCCAACCCUGGCAACAAGUGACGAUGGAUUUUGUCAAUGGCCUGCCAGCUGGUCCAAGCGGUAACGACACGAUCCUCGUCGUCGUUGACCGGUUGACCAAGAUGGCCCACCUUGCCGCCUGCAAGACGACAAUUACUGCCGAGCAGACAGCGAAACUGUUCCUCACGAACAUCGUGCGGCUACACGGCAUCCCCUCGGCAAUCAUCAUCGAUCGUGACCCACGGUUCGCGUCCAACUUCUGGACAAAAACCUGGCAGCAGUACGGCACACGCCAGCAUCUGACAACGGCGUACCACCUGCAAUCGGAUGGCCAAACUGAGCGCACCAAUCAGACGAUGGAGCAGCUGAUUCGCACAACGUGCACAGACCCGGCCCAAUGGGAAGACACCCUUCCCUUGAUCGAGUUUGCGUACAACAACGCCCCAUCGGCCAUGACUACGCAGUCCCCGUUCUUCCUUAAUCACGGGAUGGAUCCGACAACCCCUCUAUCACCCCCGAUAGAAAACCCGGCACCAAGAUCUCAGCCGUUCGUCGAAAACCUCCGACAGUCUCAGCAAAAAGCCGCCGAUGCCAUCCUCAAAGCCAACCAGAGGGCUAAGUAGCAAGCUGACCGAUGACAUCGAG
This is a messenger RNA of Closterium sp. NIES-67, 1495 nucleotides long. The record is from the annotation of a GenBank genome assembly. NCBI's taxonomy places the organism in Eukaryota, Viridiplantae, Streptophyta, Zygnematophyceae, Desmidiales, Closteriaceae.